AUGGUCCAAGACUAUCUCAUUAACAUCACACUCUUCAAAAUGCGAGGUAAUGAUCCUUCAUUGCUCAAUGCCCUUCGAUUACCAUUGGCAACGUUGACGUUGCAUGGGUAUGUCACGCAUGGCUGCUGGUUAUUAUUAGAGACCGAAAAGUUACUUUGACGAAACAUCUUACGAAGAUCUCCGCCCAGAAAUAAUUUUAAAAUGGCAAAAGAAUAAAGUUAGAAGCUUGGGCACAUGGCUAUCAAUAGAUCUCGAAGCCACUGUUCUUUUAAACUAA
This is a messenger RNA of Pocillopora meandrina, 277 nucleotides long. NCBI's taxonomy places the organism in Eukaryota, Metazoa, Cnidaria, Anthozoa, Scleractinia, Pocilloporidae. The record is from the annotation of a GenBank genome assembly.